This is a messenger RNA of Gastrolobium bilobum, 568 nucleotides long. RefSeq lists its product as uncharacterized. The annotation marks the transcript as partial. The transcript is spliced from 3 exons. Gene Ontology annotation, molecular function: nucleic acid binding; zinc ion binding. The record is from RefSeq and is a predicted model, not a curated record. NCBI's taxonomy places the organism in Eukaryota, Viridiplantae, Streptophyta, Magnoliopsida, Fabales, Fabaceae.
AUGCCUAGGAGUGAGGCAUUUGGACCAACCUUGAGUGACCAACCAUUGGAGCAAGUGUUGGUUUUGGAGAAGAGUAUUGUUGAGAUUGGUGAUGAACAAAGGGUGAAUUGGAAGCUUGAGUGCCGAAAGGUAGAAGAAGUAUACAAUGUGUCCAAGACCAAGAAGCCUUCUGAGACCCAGGCACCGAAUGCCAAUAAAGCAACAGGCUCAAAUUAUUGGAAGGACAAUAAAAUGAAGGGUAAAAAGCUGAAUGUGAACAAUCCGUUUGACUUGUUCAAAAAGCCUGAAACUCAAAAGAAUUUUGUUGAUAGAGGCCCUCCUCCCAAGUGUAAAGGGUGUGGAAAAGAACAUAGAGGUCCUUGUGCUACGGGUGAAGUUAUUUGCUAUAAGUGUGGAAGAGCCGGCCACUACUCUAGGCAGUGUCCUCAGCAUGAAGUGAGGACUAUGGCAGUUCAAGCUACUAUUAUUCCUGUCUCAGUUGUUCCACCUAUGAAGGAGUCCCAGACGGUUGGUAGGGUAUACACCAUGGACCGUCAACAAUCCGAAAAGUCUCCAAACCUUGUGAAAG